AUGAAGAAACAAAAGGACCAAAACCCAUCAUUAUCUUCUUCAUCACCAUCUCUAGUAGCAAAGCUUCUCAAUGCCCAAUACCACAGUUUCCUCAAUCUCCUUUCAUAUUCCCUUAUUCUCUGCUGUGGCAUAAUCAUCGGUAUCCUUCUCCAUUCCUCUCUACAAGACUUUUCUUCCACAUCUUCACUCAGUAUACAAAGCAUCUCUCAGCUCUUUCUUGUCUCCUCUCCUUCUCCUCCUCCUCCUUCUCCUCCUCCUCCUCCUCCCCCUCCUCCUCCUCCUUCUAAGCCCGAGCACGACGGGCUCAAACGGUUUCUGAGGCCACCGGAGAACAUUAUGCACGACAUGGAAGACGAAGAGCUUUUCUGGAGAGCUUCGAUGGCUCCCAAGAUCACGAAUUACCCUUUCCCUCGAACACCAAAGGUCGCUUUCAUGUUCUUGACAAAGGGUCAUUUACCUCUGGCUCCUUUAUGGGAGAGAUUCUUUCGUGGGCAUGAAGGUCUUUUCUCUAUAUACGUUCAUUCAUAUCCUUCUUACAACCAGUCUGAUCCCGAAGGCUCCGUCUUCCAUGGCCGGCAGAUUCCAAGCAAGAGAGUGGAUUGGGGAUAUGUGAAUAUGGUGGAAGCAGAACAAAGAUUACUAGCAAAUGCAUUAUUAGACAUAUCAAACGAACGGUUCCUACUUCUCUCCGAAUCAUGCAUCCCUCUCUUCAACUUCACCACCGUUUACUCUUACCUCACUAACUCAACUCAAACUCACGUCGAGUCCUACGACCAACCAGGCGGCGUUGGACGUGGCCGAUACAGCCCUGAAAUGAGGCCACGUGUUCAGCUACGUCACUGGCGCAAAGGCUCCCAAUGGUUCGAGCUAAACCGUGCACUGGCUCUCGAGAUCAUAUCGGACAAAACCUAUUGGCCUCUCUUCUACCGUUAUUGCCACCACGGUUGCUACGCAGACGAGCACUACAUCCCUACGCUGCUCAACAUCAAUCCGAGUCUCGGUAGCCGCAACACGAACCGGACUCUCACGUGGGUCGAUUGGUCGAAAGGUGGGCCUCACCCGAACCGGUUUAUUAGAUACGAGGUGACAAAAGAGUUCUUGGAGAAGCUGAGAGGUGGUGGUGAUGAGAAUAGGAAGUGUUUUUACAAUGCAGAGAAGACGAAUAAUUGUUAUUUAUUUGCUCGCAAGUUCUUGCCCACUGCUCUUGGCAGGUUGCUUAGGCUUGCACCUUCUGUUUUAUAUUUCUGAUCAUUCAUUCUUCCUUCACAUAUUUUUUUUUUCAACC
This is a messenger RNA of Eutrema salsugineum, 1285 nucleotides long. RefSeq lists its product as uncharacterized. Gene Ontology annotation, cellular component: membrane. NCBI's taxonomy places the organism in Eukaryota, Viridiplantae, Streptophyta, Magnoliopsida, Brassicales, Brassicaceae. Bases 1 to 1248 code for a protein of 415 amino acids. The transcript is spliced from 2 exons. Gene Ontology annotation, molecular function: glycosyltransferase activity. The record is from RefSeq and is a predicted model, not a curated record.